Venturia canescens is the source of this 1897-nucleotide messenger RNA. RefSeq names its product vicilin-like seed storage protein At2g18540. Lineage: Eukaryota; Metazoa; Arthropoda; Insecta; Hymenoptera; Ichneumonidae. The record is from RefSeq and is a predicted model, not a curated record. The coding region runs from base 17 to 1513 and encodes 498 amino acids. The transcript is spliced from 4 exons.
ACUACAGAGUACAAUAAUGGUGUUACUGCGUAGGAGCGACAUGGAUAUAAUCCACUCCGAUUUGCGGAUUGGUGUCUACGCGAUCGGAUUUUCCAAUACCGGAAUGGUCAAUGAUAAAAAAGAAGCGGCGUCAGGGAUAAUUCAUGAGUCGCUUAUCCGCAACGGAAAUACGAAGCGAGAGACUUCACAAUCGAUCGCUGAUAAAAAUAUUUUUCAUUCCAAGGAGCUAUGCGUAUCGGAUUCUGAUUUGAAUUUGAUACAAGAUUUGCCUACCUUCGGCGACGGUAUACUCGCAGAGUCAAAUUAUUACAGCCAGUCGGCCGGAGAGCAUAAGAAAAACAAAUUAAACGACGUAUGCGUUAGCCCGGUGUCAGAGGUAUCGACGAAGAGCGAAGAAAAAUCUAUAAACAAUAACGAUAUAGAAACGGUGGUAGUAUCAAGCGACAUACGGGAACUGAGCUCGGGCAUAAAGCAAGAGAGAGACUAUUUCAAUUUAAACUUGUCAAAUGUGGAUAGCCUGCAUGAGAAUUCGUGCAGAAAUUUGUUGAGAUUAUUGAAAAAAGGUAGUAGAAAAACAUCAUCGAACAAGGAGAUAACGAAAAAAAAGGCAUUAAAAAAGAAGAUGAAAGAAGAAAAAAAUAGUUUGGGGCGUGGAUUAUUGCAUCAACUAUUGCGAAAAGAAGCCGAUCUUAUGAGAGAAAAGAGUAAAAAAUUGUACGAGGGCGAAAGCGUCGAGGAGAGGAACGAGAGUUUGGCGAAAGAAGCGGUUAAACGUCGUGAAUCGCGAACGUACUACGAGACUCCGGAAAAACGUAGGAAACGAUUGGACAACGAGGCCGUGAGAAAACGGGAACGCAGGAUGUAUAACGAGACACCGGACGAGAGGAGGAAACGUCUUGAUCGCGAAGCCAAACGUCGUCGUUUAAAACGUUCGAACACAUAUGAGAACGAAACACUGGAAGAAAGACGAGAACGCCUGAAUCGCGAAUCCACCAAAAGACGAGAAUCAAGAAAGAAUCAAUACGCCAACGAGACCGAUAAAGAGAGAGAAUUGAGAUUAGAAAAAGAUGCGAUAAGAGCGAGAGAAAUGAGAUUCACCAGAUCAGCUAUCGAGAGUAACGAAGAACGUCGCAAGAGAUUGGUGAAAGAUGCUCUCAGAAAGCGGGAAUUGAGGAUGCAUAGCGGCGAUGACCGAAUGAACAAUGAAUCUCAAAUAGGGUAUUCGAAGAAAUUGGAAGACAAUUCUUUCGAAGUCUCACCGCUCCCAAGAUGGUCAUGCCUAUCUUUCGAUUUGACAUUUCCAUCGAAUAAAAGUAGCUUCUUACGAGUGUUGGAAUCGUCGAUAACGCCCAACGAAGCUUUGCGCUUGCUCAAUUCAAGCAAUUCUUGGAGUCUUGUCGUCGUCGCAACUCCUCCGCGUAUCGUCAAAUUUCUUGACGAUUCUCCUUGCACGGAAUUUUCAUCGCAAGAACACCCACUUGGGUGUUGUUACGCGCAUGCGAUGAUGAUAUGAUGCGUAUGUAUGAGGAUGAGGCGGGCGGGCGGGCGGCGGCAGGAGCGGAAGAAGAAGAGCGAUUCAUUCGGGGAUAAUAUAAUAAUGCUGUUGGAUCGCAACUGUUUUAUCAUAAUAAUAUAAUAUCGCCUUUCCCGUGUAUAUUUUUUUUUUCUUUCACCGGUGUAUGAUUUAUUCCAUAUCGGCGAAGCGCAUAGAAGAUUGAGAAGCAGAUUUAUUAUAAAGCAAAUUAUAGAUAAUGAAUAUUUAUGUCUCACUUUCAUGAAAUUAAGUAAAAAAAGAGAAUAAGAAACAUCUAGUAUGAUAAAAGUGUAAAAGGGUCGAUCGCGCGCGAUCACGAGCAUCAUUGUAUACAUAUUGGUGGAAUAAAUUGUGUAAUAAGAA